Molecule: messenger RNA, 1560 nt
Organism: Dioscorea cayenensis subsp. rotundata (Guinea yam)
Lineage: Eukaryota; Viridiplantae; Streptophyta; Magnoliopsida; Dioscoreales; Dioscoreaceae
Exons: 4
Coding region: 1-1560 (519 amino acids)
Source: RefSeq, a predicted model, not a curated record
AUGUCGCUCAACAGGGCAACAUUUCCACCCCAUCAACAACCUGCGGGUGUUCUAUCCAUCCGGCCUUCGUCAGAAGAUCAUGAGAUUGUUUCAAUGGAAAUCGGUGAUCAGUUUUCUGACAGUGAACAUUUUAAGGAUGCACUUAGGAAUUUCGCUAUCAAACGCAAUUUUAACUUUACAUUCAUCAAGAAUGACAAGCAAAGAGUGAUUGUCAAGUGUGCUGUUGAAGGUUGUGAAUGGCGUGUCAACGUGUCCAUGGAAGGUAACCACCAGACGUUUAGGAUCAAGACAAUGGCUAUUGACAUUCAACAUGAUAUGUUGCGAGACCACGGUGUCUAUUUAUCCUAUAAACAAGCUUGGCUGAGGAAAGAGGUCGCCAAGGAGGUUCUCCAUGGGAGUGAGGUGGCGAGCUAUGAUUUAUUGAUGUGGUACGCGAAGAAGGUGUUAGUGACAAACCCUGGUAGCGUUGCUAUCGUAGAGAAUGACGGUCCCCGUUCCAAGAGCGCGUUUUUUGCAUUCAAAGCAUGUGUCAUUGGUUUCAAGACAGGAUGUAGGCCAUUGCUGUACCUAGAUGGAACUUACUUGCUCGGUAAAUAUGGGGGCACUUUGUUAGGUGCAACGGGAAAAGAUGGGAACGAUGGUUUCUUUCAUGUGGCAUUUGCAAUCGUAGAUAAUGAAACAGAUGUGAACUGGACUUGGUUCUUGUCAAAGCUUGGAGAUACUAUAUACGAUGAUGACGAAUAUGUGAAACUUAUUACAUUUAUAUCUAAUAGGUCCAAGGGCCUUAUCAAUGCUGUCUUGAAGGUAUUCCCUUCCUCACCGCAUGCAUAUUGUUUGCGCCACUUGGAAGCAAACUUCAUGAAAGCAAAUGUCAGUCUUGGCAAGUCACUGAAAGAAAGGUGCUGGUCUAUAUUAUUGAGAAUUGCGUUUUCAUAUGCUGAAAAAGAAUUCGAUGACGUUGUUGCCGAUCUGUUAAACACAUCGGCGGAUGCACAUCAAUGGUUGAUGCAGAAAUCUGAUCUGGCACACUGGGCGAACUACAUGUUCAAAGGUGAGAGAUGGGGGAAGAUGUACUCAAACGUGACAGAGUCGUUUAAUGCAUGCAUAAAAGAGGCACGCCAUCUCCCUGUCACAAACAUGGUAGACUCGAUAAGAUGGGAGAGACGUCUAUGUCUUGUCAUACAUCGAAAGAUUGAGGAACUUAUUGAAGAGUCUCGCAACCUACUGGUCGGCCGUUCCGACAAUGACCAUUUUGAAGUGGUUGACCAGAAGAACAACUGCAUCAACAGAAAUAUUCAUCGAUAUGUCAAUGACUACUUCACAGUGGACUCUUACCGACAAGCAUAUGCAGAACCUAUAUUCCCAGUACCAGAUAAUGACAAACCAGAUGAUAUCAACCGCAAACUACUUGUGCGCCGACCAAUCACCAAGAAGCCAGUUGGUCGGCCAAGACGGAAGCGUCUAGAGUCACAAGCAUCAAUUGUUCACGAAUUACGAUGCAGCCAUUGCCAUGAUGCUGGUCAUAAUCGUAGAUCCUGUGAUGCAUCGAUAGCUGACUGA